UGGCAAACUGUUGUGUCCUCCAGAGAGUGCUAGGAGCCCUGUGCAAUGAGAGCCGCCGCCUGUGUGCUGGGGAUCCCAAGUGCCACUCCUAUGUAGGGCAUGUGCGAUGGCCCCCGCCUCUCCCCUCCCUGCAGGAAGUCUUGUGGAGGAAUGAAGCCGAGCAGAUCGUCAACUUACUGGAAGUUGUACUGCUAGAAAAACAAGGACGGAGAGUCGGGAAAGCUGCCUGGACUGAGGGGAGGCUGAGCAGUAUGGUGGGGCACUGAGGGAUGGACCUGCAGCCAUGGAUCCUGGGGCUCUGUGCCCUGCUCCUGCAGGGGGGUCUCUGCAGAGAAGUUUGCACUGGAACGGACAUGAAACUGCUUCAUCCCUACAGCCAUGAGAACCAUUACCAGACUUUGCGGACCCUCUACCAGGAUUGUCAGGUUAUCCAAGGGAACUUAGAGAUCACCUACCUGAAGGAGAGCGAUGAUGUGUCUUUUCUGAAGGACAUUAAGGAAGUGCAGGGCUAUGUUUUAAUAGCACAUAAUCUGCUGAGCUAUAUCCCCUUGGAGAAACUGCGCAUUAUUCGUGGAACCCAACUCUUUCAGGAUCAGUAUGCCUUAGCAGUGCUGUCCAACUCACAGUCUGGAGGAACAGCUGGUCUGCAGGAACUGCGGAUGAGGAGUCUCACAGAUAUCCUAAAAGGGGGGGUGAUCAUACAGAAUAAUACCCAACUUUGCUAUCAUGAAAGCAUCAAAUGGGAGGACGUCAUGAUUCAAAGGGACCUUUUCCAUAAAGACAUGGUUCUACAGAGUGGAAGCCGUCUAUGUCCUCCUUGCUCAAGCAGCUGUGGAUCCUUGUCCUCAGGAACAGCGGGAUCAUGCUGGGGAGAGGGCGAGGAGAACUGUCAGAUUUUGACCAGCAUUAUCUGCCAGAGCGGCUGCCAUAGAUGUAAAGGGAAACAUUCCAGUGACUGUUGUCAUGAACAGUGCGCGGCCGGAUGUACUGGACCUAAGAACACCGACUGUCUGGCAUGUCUUAAUUUCAACAACAGCGGCAUUUGUGAGAUGCACUGCCCUCCUCUCACCAUAUACAACUUUCUGACCUUCCAGACCGUAAUUAAUGUAGACGGAAGAUACACUUUUGGAGCAACCUGUCUCGUCAAAUGUCCUUACAACUACUUAGCCACUGACAUUGGUUCCUGCACUCUGCUUUGCCCACAUGAAACUCAAGAGGUCCUAGUAGGAGAUAUGCAGAAGUGUGAAAAAUGUGACAAGUGCACUAAAGUUUGCUAUGGUCUUGGAAUGGACUUCCUGAAGACGACUCCAUUUAUUAAUUCUGCCAAUAUCCAGAAUUUUCGAGGAUGCACAAAAAUUGUUGGGAACCUGGUAUUCCUUCCUGAAUCCUUCCAGAGGACUUCAGAUAACACCACUCAGCUGACUGUGGAGGACUUGGAAGUCUUCAGGACCCUUGAGGAAAUUAUAGGAUAUAUAUACAUUGACAUGUGGUCUGAUGAGCUGAAUAGUCUUCAAGUGUUUGAGAACUUGCGUCUCAUUCGGGGCAGGCUGCUAUAUAAUGGAGCAUAUUCUCUGGUCAUACGCAAUCUUUCCAUCUCGUCUCUCGGAUUGCGGUCUUUGAAAGAAGUCAGCAGUGGAAUUGUACUGAUAGAGGGGAACUCUAACCUCUGCUUCUUGGACACCGUCCCAUGGACAAAAAUAUUCAGGAAUUCCAGACAGACUAUUCUGCAGACCGGCAAUAAGCCACAAACUACGUGUGAGGAAGAGGGCCAUGUAUGUUUUCAUCUUUGUGCUAAUGCGGAGUGCUGGGGCAGUGAAGCAUCCCAGUGUAUGCAGUGUGAUGGUUUGCUACGUGGGUUUGACUGUGUGGAUUCUUGCAAUGUUGAGGAGGGGGAUCCAAGAGAAAUUAUCAAUGGAAGCCAAUGUAUAGCUUGUCACCCAGAGUGCAUGCCUCAGAAUGCAUCGAAUACAUGCUUUGGCCCGUUAGCAGAUCAGUGUGCGCAAUGUGCACAUUACAAAGAUGGGGCCACUUGUGUUAAUCAGUGUCCAAGUGGGAAAAAAGUUGACUCCUACGUGCCCAUUUGGAAGUAUGCAGAUAAAGAUGGCAUCUGCCAGCUGUGUCCUGUUAACUGCUCCCAUUCGUGUGAUAAACAAGACGAGAGGGGGUGCCCCAUCAUUGUGAAUAAUAGUCAAACCUAUAUGAUAGUGGCAGUGGUAGGCAGCGUCUUACUCGUGGUCACAUGUGCAGUGGUCCUUGUGUUGUACAUCAGACGAAGGAAGCAGUUGAAGAAGAAACACACCUUAAAGCGCAUACUUCAGGAACAUGAGUUGGUGGAACCUUUGACUCCCAGUGGAGCAAUGCCUAACCAGGCUCAGAUGAGGAUCCUCAAGGAAACAGAGUUGAAGAAGAUGAAGAUUUUGGGGUCCGGUGCAUUCGGCACUGUGUAUAAGGGCAUAUGGAUCCCAGAUGGAGAGAAUGUAAAAAUCCAGGUGGCAAUCAAGGUAUUGCGAGAGAACACAUCUCCAAAAGCAAACAAGGAAAUCCUGGAUGAAGCAUAUGUGAUGGCAGGGGUGGCUAGUCCGUACGUGUGCCGUCUGCUGGGGAUCUGUCUGACCACCACAGUACAACUGGUUACUCAGCUCAUGCCAUAUGGCUGUCUGCUGGAAUAUGCACGAGAAAAUAAGGAUCGUAUUCACUCAAGAGAUCUUCUCAACUGGUGUGUCCAAAUUGCCAAGGGGAUGACAUAUCUAGAGGACAUCCGCUUAGUGCACAGGGAUCUGGCUGCAAGGAAUGUUCUGGUGAGAAACCCAACUCAUGUAAAGAUCACAGACUUCGGACUUGCAAGAUUACUGGAUGUGGAUGAAACAGAAUAUCAUGCAGAUGGAGGAAAGGUUCCCAUUAAAUGGAUGGCUUUGGAAUCUAUUCUGCAUCGGAAGUUCACCCAUCAGAGUGAUGUAUGGAGCUAUGGAGUUACUGUGUGGGAGCUGAUGACCUUUGGAGCUAAACCUUAUGAUGGGAUUCCUGCUCGAGAGAUUCCAGAUCUACUGGAGAAAGGGGAAAGACUCCCUCAACCUCCUGUAUGCACCAUUGAUGUGUAUAUGAUCAUGGUGAAGUGCUGGAUGAUAGACUCAGAGUUCCGGCCCAAGUUUCGGGAGCUAGUCACUGAGUUUUCACGCAUGGCUCGAGAUCCAAGUCGCUUUGUGGUCAUUGAGGAUGAAGAGCUCAUGUCCCAGUCUAGCCCUUUGACUACUCAGUUCUACAGCGAUUUAUUGCAAGAAGCAGCCAUGGAGGAUUUGGUGGAUGCUGAGGAGUAUCUAGUUCCUCACCAGGGAUUUUUUGGAUGUAAUGAGAGUGCAGUAGAACAUCGUAGUCGAAUAUCAUCUACACAGAGUCAAGCAGAGACACGGAUAGACCAGAUCUUAAUGGAUGAAACUGGCCAUGUGGAACCACUUUUGUCGCUAACUUUAUCACACAAGUCAGAUGCCAGCGAGUCUGAUGAUCUAAGUGAAGGGGAUUAUGUGUUUGAUCCACCACAUCCCAAGGAAAAUAGUCUUAAACACAGGUAUUGUAAGGAUCCUACAUUGCUUGGAGGAAAAGACACAGUGGAUGGAAGGGGGCUGGAGAUAGAUGGCUUCAUAGCCCCAGGAUCACCUACAUAUCCUCCAGAAUACGUGAACCAAAGAGAACCAAGCAGAAGUCACUCCCCGGUGAAGACACCAAGAACAUCCGUGUCUACUUUAGAGCGGCAGAAGGGACCGUUGUGCCGGAAUGGUAUGAUAAGGGAUCCAAGGAGUCCGGUACCAAUGAGUGCUGUGGAAAAUCCAGACUAUCUUCCUCCUCCAGGAAUGCACUUGCCAAACUCUUUCCCUCAAGCCUUUGACAAUCCUUAUUACUGGAAUCAUGAACUCAAAGCAGAAAGUGAACCUAACCCUACACAGAACGGAUUUACCACACCAACUGCAGAAAACCCAGAAUAUCUGUGGCUAGACGAGGCUAUGAAAAGGCCGCGGGAUGUGAUUGCAUAAAUUAGUAACCCAGUUAAAGGCAGCUGUUUUUCAAAGA
Molecule: messenger RNA, 4062 nt
Organism: Bufo gargarizans (Asiatic toad)
Lineage: Eukaryota; Metazoa; Chordata; Amphibia; Anura; Bufonidae
Gene: ERBB2
Product: erb-b2 receptor tyrosine kinase 2
Exons: 27
Coding region: 270-4025 (1251 amino acids)
Biological process (GO): protein phosphorylation; cell surface receptor protein tyrosine kinase signaling pathway; positive regulation of MAPK cascade
Cellular component (GO): signaling receptor complex; basal plasma membrane
Molecular function (GO): transmembrane receptor protein tyrosine kinase activity; ATP binding
Source: RefSeq, a predicted model, not a curated record